UCACGGGGGAAGGAGCUCACCACCGCCGCUCCACCACCACCACCACCACCACACAACCACAUGCCUACCAACACCACCUAACCACACACUACCCUUCCCUUCCUCAACCCAACCCAGCAACCAUAAUUCCCCCUGGCCCGUGUCGCCCCCGUAGCGCCGCCCCCAGGCCCCUCCGCCCCCCAGUCUUUGCCGAGGGCGUGGACCAGCGUGGGCGGGGGUGAGGGUGGGCGGCAUGGGUGUAGGGGGGGCGUGGCAAGGGCGUGGGAGUGGGUGUGGGCGAGGAUGAGAAGGAGGGAAUUCAAGGAGAUCCCCAUCUCGCUGCCACCUGAAGAUCUGGAGACAUUCACACACACGCACACACACACGCACGUACACGCCAUCCCGCCGCACGCACACGCCCCCACCCCCGACCACCCCGACCUGGAGUCCUCCCCCGUGGUGUACAGUGCCCCGAGGAACGCCCAUACCCCUGGAAACCGGCCCCAGACGCGACUUAAGACCCCGAUCAAGAACAAGAAGUUGGCCCUCUCAGAAAUCACAACGGAGGUGGUUACUGAUUUCAACUCCACUAAACACCGCUACCACCCGCCCCCCACGGCCCACACCACCACCACCACCUCUGACAACACCGAUAAAGCCCCCGCCCCCCAAAAAAUGGACGGGCAGGGGCUAGAACAGCGUGUGGGUUCGUGGGUGACGGCGCUAAGGGCUGCCCUGGAGUUAGAUGCCUCGGCCCAUGCGACGGAUGCCUUGGCCGCCUAUAACAGGUUGAACCGUCAAAUAACCCGAAGCAAUUUAUGAACAUGAG
Eriocheir sinensis (Chinese mitten crab) is the source of this 808-nucleotide messenger RNA. RefSeq lists its product as uncharacterized. The transcript has 2 exons. Bases 283 to 801 code for a protein of 172 amino acids. The record is from RefSeq and is a predicted model, not a curated record. Lineage: Eukaryota; Metazoa; Arthropoda; Malacostraca; Decapoda; Varunidae.